Messenger RNA from Daphnia pulicaria, 2338 nucleotides. RefSeq names its product putative ankyrin repeat protein RF_0381. The record is from RefSeq and is a predicted model, not a curated record. Bases 96 to 2075 code for a protein of 659 amino acids. The transcript has 4 exons. NCBI's taxonomy places the organism in Eukaryota, Metazoa, Arthropoda, Branchiopoda, Diplostraca, Daphniidae. Gene Ontology annotation, biological process: intrinsic apoptotic signaling pathway in response to endoplasmic reticulum stress; protein phosphorylation; IRE1-mediated unfolded protein response. Gene Ontology annotation, molecular function: RNA endonuclease activity; ATP binding; protein serine/threonine kinase activity. Gene Ontology annotation, cellular component: IRE1-TRAF2-ASK1 complex.
GUAGAUCAUCAUCUACGACACCACUACUAACGGUUUUCACAUUCGUGCUGAAAUUUUAAAGCUACGCCUAAGCAGAUAUUGCUCUGAAUUGCAAUAUGGAAUUCGAUAGUCAAGUUCGAUUAGGAAGAGGUGACUUCGGUUCAGUGUUUUCAGGAACGUUUGAAGGUCGUGAAGUGGCAAUCAGAAGAAUCGAGCUGAUUGACGCCAGUGAUAAUGAGGAAGACGCUCUGAAACAGUUAGAUCACCCCAACAUCAUCAAACUCUUCCACGUAGAGUGUAACAAAGAUUUCAAGUUCAUUGCUUUAGAAUUCUGCGAAGCAUCAUUAGAUAAGAUAUUUCUAGAUUUUAAUCAUCCUCGAAAAUAUAUUGGCCCUAAAUUGCCAUACCAUUUUGAAGUUUUCUCACAACUGGCUUCCGGUCUAGAGUACAUACAUUCCAAGAAUUUAAUUCAUCGAGAUAUAAAGCCGGAACAUGUGCUCAUCUCAGUCGAUACCAAUAGGCCAGACAUUAAGGUAACAAUGAAAUGGGCUGGUUUUGGUCGGUCCAGGACAAUAGGCUGCACGAAGCAUAGUGGAGUAAAAGGAACGAAAUGUUGGUACGCACCCGAAUUGUUGCAAACGCAACUACUUUUCGGUUCAUCGAACACGAUUGGGCAGAAUACAGGAACCGUCGAAAGCGACGUAUUUGCUCUGGGCCUCGUCUUCGCUUAUCUUCUCUUAGACGGACAGCACAUUUACGGUUUUUUUGAGAUUGACAUUCCUAAAAACAUUUCGGAGGGCCGAGCGAUCAACAUGAAUAAAAUAGAACGAUCGCACUACGCAUAUGAUCUUGUUACCGAAAUGUUGAAAAACAAACCUGAUGAUCGUAUUUCUUCAUUAACCAUCGUUGAACGGCUAAAAGCAAUACAAGUUGAGCUUACAGAAAAAGAAAAGGAAAUGUUUACAUUAUGUAAAAUGAGGGAAACUGAAACCGUAUUAUCCUUAUUUUUCCCUUGGACUCAUCCAAACGAAAAGAUAAAAACCUUGAUCCGACGGGGAGUUGACGUCAACGCGAAAGAUAGCGAAGGAAGCAAUGCACUUCAUUUAUUGUGUCAAUAUAAUUCAAGCGAAAGAUUAUUCGACGCAAUCAAGCUAUUAAUCCAACUCAGGAUCGAUGUAAAUGAGAAAGACAAAGACGGAAGCAAUGCACUUCAUCUAUUGUGUCAAUAUAACUCAAGCGAAAGAUUAAUCGACGCAAUGACAUUAUUAAUCGACAGCGGGAUCGAAGUCGAUGAGAAAGUCAAAGACGGAGACAACGCCCUCCAUAUGUUGUGUAGGUACAAUUCAAGCGUAAGAAUAAUGGACGCAAUCAAAUUAUUAAUCCAACGGAUCAAUGUCAAUGAGAAAAACCACAACGGAAUCAACGCACUCCAUUUCUUAUGUGCUAAUAAUUCAAAUGUAAGAUUAAUCGACGCAAUGACAUUAUUAAUCCAAUUCGGGAUCGACGUCAAUGAGAAAAACAACAACGGAGACAACGCACUUCACAUGUUGUGUUAUAAUAAUUCAAGCGACAGAUUAAUCGACGCAAUCAAACUAUUAAUCCAACAUAUAACCGACGUUAAUGAGAAGGACGAGAACGGAAGCAACGCACUCCAUUUGUUAUGUUUCAAUAAUUCAAGCAGCAAAUUAAUCGAAGCAAUCAAUUUAUUAAUCGAAAAGAAGAUCGACGUUCAUGGGAAAACCAACUACGGAAGCAACGCACUCCAUUUGUUGUGUCGUAAUAAUACAAGCGAAAGGUUAAUCGACGCAAUCGAAUUAUUAAUCGACUUCGGAAUCGAAGUCAAUGGGGAAGUCAUAGACGGAGACAACGCCCUCCAUUUGUUGUGUAGGUACAAUUCAAGUGUAAGAUUAGUGGACGCAAUCAAAUUAUUGAUAAGACUUAAGAUCGACGUCAACGGGAAAAACAAAGACGGAGACACCGCCCUCCAUUUGUUGUGUAGGUACAAUCCAAGCGAAAGAUUAAGAGACGCAAUCGAAUUAUUAAUUAAAUUUAAGAUCGACGUCAAUAUGAAAAACGUGAUUCCAGCGAAAGAAUAGAUGAUGCAAUCAAAUUAUUGGAGAUUCAUAUCAAUGAUUCCAACGUGCAAUCUUUUGUACAGUAAAAUAGUUUCAAAAUAUGUUUUGAUUAAAUUAUUAUAAAAUUCUUCGAUUUAGCAUUUUUUACCUGAAUUCAUUGAUAUUAUGUGUACCAGAUAUCGUCAUUUAUGCAUCGUGUACGCAUCUUAGUUUUAUUUUAAUUUAAAAAGAAGUUAAGGCCUUACUUUAAGAUGUUGACUAUAAAAGGAUAGUGAGCGUGAGCG